AUGCAACAACUUCUGCUUGCCGUUGCCCUCUUCGCUACCGUAUCCCUUGCCCGGCACCACCAUCAUCAUCAUGAUGAGAUGUUAGAAGAGUUGGACGAGCUGCCGGUGCGGAUCUCUCACCCGGUCAAAGUUGAAUUGGAGAAGCUGAACCCGCGUCUUGCCGCCGCCAAGAAGCACCUGCAGCCGUUCUUGAAUGAUGCUGGAGAAGUCCCGGAAGUCACCCGAUGCCUUGUCAACUACGCCGAGAAGGACGGCAUGGCCGUCAUGCUCGACAAGCCCGUCCUGAAGGAGUGCCGAAAAUCUGAUGAUAUGAACGACGGCGAGUGGAUUCCUGGCUGCUUCUACGCCAAGACGGGAGACUCUGAGAGCUACGACUGCUGGGUGCAUCAGCCGAUCUCCAUGAUGGCUGACUGCAAAAAGGAGUGCGACCCGAAGGCCGUCGACGGCACCGACACGUCGUUCUGCUGCUGCUGGGGCGAGCAAUGCACGUCCCCAUCCAACCGGGAAUCCGCCCGGCUGAAGCAGUUGAUGCGAUACGAGAUUGACGCU
Molecule: messenger RNA, 549 nt
Organism: Mesorhabditis spiculigera
Lineage: Eukaryota; Metazoa; Nematoda; Chromadorea; Rhabditida; Rhabditidae
Source: the annotation of a GenBank genome assembly